Molecule: messenger RNA, 1479 nt
Organism: Cinclus cinclus
Lineage: Eukaryota; Metazoa; Chordata; Aves; Passeriformes; Cinclidae
Gene: ADRA1B
Product: adrenoceptor alpha 1B
Exons: 2
Coding region: 1-1479 (492 amino acids)
Biological process (GO): phospholipase C-activating G protein-coupled receptor signaling pathway; positive regulation of cytosolic calcium ion concentration; regulation of cardiac muscle contraction
Cellular component (GO): membrane
Molecular function (GO): alpha1-adrenergic receptor activity
Source: RefSeq, a predicted model, not a curated record
AUGAUUUUUAAGAUGAAUACCUACCUUGGUGAUAAAUCCAAUACAUCAGUACCGGGAUAUUUCAAAGGCUCUGCGCUAAAUGAUGGCAGUUUUUCUGCGAACAACUCCAACGAGACAGGAAGCAACCUGGAUUCACCUGCCUUGGCCACCAGCAGGGCGAUCAUUGUGGGGCUGAUCCUCGGUGCCUUUAUUCUCUUUGCUAUCAUAGGUAAUAUCCUGGUAAUCCUCUCAGUGGCUUGCAACAGACAUUUAAGAAUCCCUACGAACUAUUUCAUCGUUAACCUGGCCAUAGCAGACCUGCUGCUGAGUUUCACUGUGCUGCCGUUCUCUGCCACGCUGGAAGUGCUUGGCUACUGGGUUUUGGGGAGGAUAUUCUGUGACAUCUGGGCAGCGGUGGAUGUGCUGUGCUGCACAGCCUCCAUUCUGAGCCUGUGUGCCAUUUCCAUCGACAGAUACAUCGGGGUCCGCUAUUCCCUGCAGUACCCCACGCUGGUCACCAGGAGAAGGGCGAUUUUAGCUCUCCUGGCAGUUUGGGUCCUGUCCAUGGUGAUUUCCAUCGGACCUCUGCUGGGCUGGAAGGAGCCGGCCCCGCAGGACGACAGGGAGUGCCGGAUCACCGAGGAGCCCUUCUAUGCUCUCUUCUCCUCCCUGGGCUCCUUUUACAUCCCUUUAAUCGUCAUCCUCGUCAUGUACUGCCGGGUCUACAUCGUGGCCAAAAGGACUACCAGGAACCUGGAAGCUGGGGUGAUGAAGGAAAUGUCCAACUCCAAGGAGCUGACCUUACGGAUUCAUUACAAGCACGAGGACACCUUAAACAACGCCAGAUCCAAGGGUCACAAUCCCAGGAACUCCUUAGCUUUCAGGCUUUUAAAAUUCUCCAGAGAAAAGAAGGCGGCCAAGACGUUGGGAAUUGUGGUGGGCAUGUUUAUCCUGUGCUGGCUCCCCUUCUUCAUCGUCCUGCCACUGGGAUCCCUGUUCUCAGCUCUGAAGCCCCCUGAAACGAUCUUCAAGGUGAUUUUUUGGCUUGGCUACUUCAACAGCUGCUUGAAUCCCAUCAUCUACCCCUGCUCCAGCAAGGAGUUCAAGAGGGCUUUUAUCCAGAUCCUGAGGUGCCAGUGCCACCGGCGCAAGCAGCUGGGCUGGUGGCCCUACAGCUACAGAAACUGGAACCGCUGCUCCUUGGAGCACGCCAGGAGAGAUUCCCUGGAAGACAGCGGCAGCUUCCUGAGCGGCAGCCAGAGGACUUUGUCCUCAGCAUCCCCCAGCCCCGGCUACGUGAGCAGGAUCAGCCACCCGCAGCUGGAGCUGUGCACGCUGCAGGAGUGCAGGAACUGCAGCUCCCUGCUCAGCCCGGCCCGCCAGGCCAGCGGGCAGCAGGGCCACUGCCAGUUCUUCACCUUCCAGCUCCUGCCCGAGCACAACGGGCACGGCCCCGCUGCCAGCCAGGGCUCUGGGAGCGAGCCCACGGGCACACCCUGA